This is a messenger RNA of Fonsecaea monophora, 1227 nucleotides long. RefSeq lists its product as hypothetical. The transcript has 3 exons. NCBI's taxonomy places the organism in Eukaryota, Fungi, Ascomycota, Eurotiomycetes, Chaetothyriales, Herpotrichiellaceae. The record is from RefSeq and is a predicted model, not a curated record. The coding region runs from base 1 to 1227 and encodes 408 amino acids.
AUGGAUUAUCUGCACGACAAUAAUACCAGGCUUCUGUCGUCGACGCGCCAUUACCGGCGUGAACCCUUUGAGAUGCGACCCCCCGGGGAACACUUAACCGCACAGAGCACGCCUGUAGACCUAGAGCAGUCGCGCCUCCGCAGUGAAGCCUCUCGGGACAUGACCGCGGCCUCGUCCCCCAGCGAUCGCAAUCAAGAACUCGAAGCUGCAGUGUGUCGCGUCCAAGGUUCCUUAGCCUCAUGUUUUGUCGAACCAUACUCCUGGGUGCGAUUCAAGCUGACACCUGCUACCUACCGUCAACUCGUGGAAUUCUUCUCGGACAACAAGUCUUUUGAUACCCUACGGAAGUUUUACUCUUUCUUCGAACAAGAGUUUGCGAUGGGCCUCGAAACACGUCUCCAUGCGGUAUUCAGCCAGAUGAUCGCGAUUGAAAUACUUAACCAGCUGCGCGCAUCUCAACACCCCUUCAUUCACGAGUUUGUCAAGAACAUUGAGAGUACCGCUUCCGCCGCAAAUACGCUGUCAUUCCACGGAUACGCCGAGAUGGCCACCGAGAAGGAUCCAAAAGGGGACGCUAAAAAGGAGCUUGAAUGCAAUAAGGGGCCUGAUAGUUCUCUACACCACGAAUCCGCCAGAUUUCCGGGUAUCGUUAUCGAGGUCGCGCACUCACAGCGAAAGGAAGACCUUCCCAUCCUUGCAGAAGAAUAUAUCGUGGGUAGCAAGGGCAGUAUCCGUUGUGUUAUUGGCUUCAAAUUUCCAUACCCAACAGGGAAACAGGCUACGGUAUCAGUGUGGCGAUCAAAGUUCACUCCCUCAGGAACAGGGAAGGUGAAAUUAGCCGUUGAGCAAAUAGUGAAAGAAGAGGUUUUCUGCGACAAGAAUGGUGUCCCAAAUACCGAUUUCUCAGGACUCUGUCUCUCCCUUGAGUAUCUCGCACCAACUAGGGCGAUAGCUGAACAGAUCAAUGAUCUACCUGGGCACCUCACCAAGGUUCAGAUCACACCAUCACAGCUCUGUACAUAUUUCGAACGGGCACUGAGGCAUCAAAACAGCAGUGAGCAGGGUGUUGAUUUUGUCGACGACGAAGUUGAACUGCCACAGCUACAGCAUCCUCGAUAUCCUUCCCCGGAAGAAGUUUCUGGCGCGCGGUUGAGACAAUUCGAGGAAGAGGAGAAGAGGGAAGAACUGCGACAGGAACAGGAGGAUUCAGAGUACAGGGAGGACUAG